Molecule: messenger RNA, 1230 nt
Organism: Penicillium vulpinum
Lineage: Eukaryota; Fungi; Ascomycota; Eurotiomycetes; Eurotiales; Aspergillaceae
Product: Cytochrome P450
Exons: 7
Coding region: 1-1230 (409 amino acids)
Molecular function (GO): heme binding; iron ion binding; monooxygenase activity
Source: RefSeq, a predicted model, not a curated record
AUGGUCCGCCCGCUCGUUCGCUGCGGUCCCAACCACCUGACGUUCAAUGAUCUAAACCUGAUCCCGGUGGUGUAUCAUCGCCAAAGUGACAAGACAGACUAUCCCCAAGACUUUACCUGUCCAGGUGCUGCCACCAAUAAGGCUAGCUAUCUUGAGUAUGCCGCGGCCAAACGGCAGUUUGGACAAGCAUUUUCGGUAUCGCGGGUACAGUUGUUUGAGGGUCUGGUAGAUGAAAAUCUUAUCAAAUGGGUUUCCAUUCUCAACGAGGAAACUCACAAAAACCCCUCCGUCGACUGGGGUACCUGGGUCAAGUAUUUUUCAUUUGAUGUCUAUGUGCCAAUGAGCGUGGGGGAGAGCUUCGGCUUCUUAGACCACAAGUCCGAUGUGCGUAAUAUGUUGCAAAGCAGUUAUCGUAUCUUCCGGCAAUGGACGCUCAGUCGAUAUCGACCCAUCGCGUGGCUAGCUGCGAAUACUUCUUUGGGUCGCCGAUUGUUUGUCAGUGGCCGCGAUGACCCAACGGGCAUGGGCAUGUGGACUACUGAAGUGCAUGAUAUAACUCAGAAGCGAAUUAAAACUUCCACAACCAAGGAAAAGCCACGAUGGGAACACUCCAUGUUAGAUCAAUGGCUGGCGACCAAAUCUGCGACAGGAGAAGGCAUUCCCCUAUCGGAUAUCGAAGACCAGCUAGUUUCUGAUGUACUCGGUGGUCCCUAUGCACUUGCCACCACGAUCAGCCAUUUAGUGACCACGAUGGCCAAACAUCCCGAGGCUGUUCGGCGUGCCCAUCAAGAGAUCGAUGACGCUUUUGCCCAGCAGACCCUCUCCACCCCCUCACCCACCUACACAGAAUGCUGCGCUCUCCCCUUUAUUGAUGCCUGCGUCCGGGAGGCCAUGCGGAUUACGGCGACAGCCUCUCCUAGAUGGCGAUGCUCGCCAGACAGGCCCCUGCACCGGGACGUCCCUCCGGGCACUGCGGUCGCUACAAGUCCUUUCACAAUCUCCACUCAUCCUCAGCUCUACGGUAAUAAUGCCGAGAAGUUUGUUCCCGAACGGUGGCUUGAGGCGUCGGAGGAGCAGUUGCGAGUGUGGAAUGCAUAUGAUGCGCACUGGGGAUUUGGCUAUCGCAAGUGUCCUGGGCGGCACAUAGGAGUCCUAGUUCUAUAUAAAACCUUGGUUACGGUAAGUGCUCUAUUUAAGUUGAUAAUUCUGAUUUUAGAGCUCUGCGGCUAA